GUAAUAUAAUACUGGUAAUCCAGCUGGUCUCCAACAAAACCCUGAUAGAUUCAUGCCGUGUAAACAAAAAUCAGCUUUUAGUUUAUGAAUUAGGGGAGACGUUCGGUGGUUACUGGGGCGCCUUGCCCCAUGGUGUUAUGGACGCGAAGCCUAAAGAAGACGAACAACAGUAUGCAAUAAAAACUACGCAACCUACGACUACCACGGAAAAGAAGACAACCACACAUACACCACCUCCUACAAUGUCGACUACAGAGGAAGUUAAACCUGUGAAGCCACCAAAGGAUUACAUUGUGGAGAUACCCAUUGUCAACGUGUCUUUUCAAUUGGUGCCCGGACGACUGCCACCCAAAGCCAUCUUCGACACUGAGGACAGUUUUGAUAAAAUUUUUGAUGUUAAGCCAUGGCCUAAUAUGACUUAUAAGUCGACGGUGCUGCCUCUGCUGCAAUUCUCGUUAGAAGACGAAGACGUAGGGGGUGCGUUGCGCACUCCCGUCGCUGUUGAACCUGAGCUUCCGGAGUUCCAAGUGGACUUCAAUUCCGAUAUAUUCACACCAGACUACAGAUCUUUACCUAUGUUUCCAUAUCAUACUUUCGUGUCACGGCCUCACGACGUAUUCACUAGCCAUUAUCGUACUUCACAAUCUCCGUUAAAUAAGGAACAUUCUGAAUCCUGGGAUGCAGUUAACGCAAUUUUGAAAAACCUGAAUAGAUCUGGACAUGUUGAUGGUAAAACGAAAGUUGAUGAUAACGUGGAAAAACUUUUACAAGGACUUGCGAAAAUUGGACCCAAUGAAACUGAUUUAUACGGGGACGUCUUUGCUUUUUCGAUGUGGCGGUCAAAAGAAGAAAAGCCUUUGACUCUACUAGACCACGAGUCGUGGGAGAACAUGGUACACGCGGCGUCUCUAAUGGCUGUCGCGCUGAACCAAUCCGUCACGGCCCGCGAGGACGUUGACACGCAGGGAGACAACGUCACCAUAUCGACACUAAGGCAAGUACUCUCGACAACUAACUGA
This is a messenger RNA of Spodoptera littoralis (African cotton leafworm), 1019 nucleotides long. The record is from the annotation of a GenBank genome assembly. NCBI's taxonomy places the organism in Eukaryota, Metazoa, Arthropoda, Insecta, Lepidoptera, Noctuidae.